Molecule: messenger RNA, 781 nt
Organism: Bacillus rossius redtenbacheri
Lineage: Eukaryota; Metazoa; Arthropoda; Insecta; Phasmatodea; Bacillidae
Gene: Blos4
Product: biogenesis of lysosome-related organelles complex 1 subunit 4
Exons: 4
Coding region: 89-553 (154 amino acids)
Cellular component (GO): BLOC-1 complex
Source: RefSeq, a predicted model, not a curated record
GUUUUCCUUUUUUGUUUUGUUUUUGUUAUGUAUUUAAAUCAUUGACAGCAAAAUAUUUGUAAAUUUGAAACAAUUCAAUCGAGUCGAAAUGAAUGCUUUAGCAAUUGAUUAUGCGAACUAUGUUAAGGUUAAUUUGUCGACAGAGUUGACAUCAGUUGAUGAAGCACUCGAGGAUAUAUUGACUCGAUUGGAAGAAUUCAAAAGUUUAGUGGAAAUGGUGAAGCACGACGAUGGCUACCAGAUGUCGGAGCCAAUGGCACACCUCAGCUCUUGCCGCAGCGAGCUGGACUGCCUCGCCGCGAGGAUUGACAGCCUGGGACUGUUGGUGGAGCGGGCAAGGCUUGACGUGGACUCUGUCGAGAGGGAUUUAAACUCUGCCGAGGCAGAGAUGGGCUCGUCAGACGGGAAGCUCAGGAACAUGCUGAAACCACUCUUCUUUAAGAAAUCUGAGCAAGUUGUUGCAAAACCUAGCAAGUCUCCGCUGUACGAACCAUCAGAAAUAUUUUCUACAUCAGAAUUCUUUUAUCCUCAAGAAGACCUCGACAAAAAAUGAAUAACGUCAUUCUUUAAUGUGAAAGUUUUUGUGUGUAUCACCAUACUUUGUUACACUCUGAGAUUUUUAUAUUUUCAAAAUUUGUAAAUAGCUGUUAAAAUAAUACUUAUGGUAAGUAACAAAUGAGGAUGUAUGUAAAUACCAAGGUAACCAACAUGUUUGUAUGAAGAUAUUGGCUAAUAACUGUUUGAAGUGUUAUAGGAGUGAAAUAAAAUGUAUGUGUAUGUA